AUGCUGAACAGAGGGAGGGAGGGCCUGUUUGAGCUGGGACAGCAGCUCCAGCAGCAGGGGGAGUACCAGGCCGCCCUCCACUGCUUCCUCAGCUGUCUGCUGGGACUGACCCAUGUGCAGAGCUUCACCUCUCUGCCCAACUGCUUACACCAGCCCUACUCCUGUUUUGUCCUGAGCACCACAGCCACUGAGGCAGUAGAGUUGAGAUCCUUUUGCCACUAUCCUCAUGGGAAGAAGGUGAAAGAUGGGAAGGCCCUCCAGUUCAUCCAGGCUGAAAAGAUGUUCUAUGAAGUGGCUCUGAUCGAGCUCACGGCUCUUCAGGGGAGCGCAGGCGAGCCUCAUCUUGCCCUAGAAUACAGUGGUAAAGCUACAAAGAUUCAUCAGAGGGCUUUUGGCAAUGACCAUCCAAUAACAGCCAGAAGUUUGGAACUGAUGGCCACUGUCUAUGCUGAGAUUGGCAAAACUGAAUAUUCAGACUCUCUGGGCCAGUGUGUCUCAGCUCUGUCCAAACGCUUCGCUGCUGCAGAGUCCCUAAGAGACACAGUCAACUGUCUUCCUCAUUCCCAUCGAGAGAAACACUCAGAGGUACGCCACAGAAAGGAUACACACCACCAACAGGAGGAUGCACCCAAACCUAAGGUUGCUGGUGGCAAAGUCCCUACCUCCAUUCUAAAGAGGCCAUGUCCUGGCCACAGGUCAGACACAGAUCCCAACCACAGAAGGAAAGGCGAGCGGAGGGUUCGAUUCAGGGAGCCAGAGACCACAGUACAUGCCUAUGAGACAACGCCGUCCCGCCCCCACCUUGCCCUCUUCACCUGCCUCUUCCUGCUGAUGUCAUGCCUGGGCAUUGCCAUGUACUGCACGGACCGCCGGCGCCCGCAGCGAGUGUGCGAGGACCUGGAGGCUGCUUUGGCCGUCUACCUGCUGCACAUGAAGCAGCUGCUCUGGGGCUGCUGGAUAUGGCUGACAAUGCAGUGACUGUGACAGACCACAGGUGGAAACAUGGAGCCUCAGUUCUCUUGUUUUUCAGAUUCUUCUUUUUUGUUUCCUAUAUUUGAAGGUGCCCAGGCCUACAAACACCUCAGCCGUUCCGGCAAGGCUCUGUACACAGGGCCAUGCAAAAAUACCACAGUGAAAAAGGGACUGUGUAAUCCCAGAAAUAUGUAGCUUCCAUGUGUGUAUGUAUUUAUGUACUACAGUGGAGGAUAUGCCACUGAAUAUUUAAGUUCUGAUAUCAUUUUGCACACUUGCAAUGUUGAUGCUCACAUAAGCUCACAUAACCACCCUAACUAUGUGAUUUUUUUAGUUUGCAUCACCGUCUAAUGCCUGUUGGUGAGUGUUUCCAUGGAAUGCAAAUACUUAUUUUGUUACAGUACAUGAUUUGUGUAUAUCAAAUAUUACACAGAAAUGAAUGUGUAUAUAUGGCUCAAUAUACUAAGGUCUAUCACUAUCAGUAUUUAGCCUCGUAAUUGCACAUUAAUGAAUGUAGAGAUGUUGUGAAAAGCCUUGGAAUGACACAUUGCACAUCUGAAAGGAGAUGUACAAACUGUUGAAUAAUUACCUUUGAGAAAGCAAACACAGGGCUGCAUCACUUCACAGUACCAGGCUGAAUGACUUAAAGAUGAAAUACAUCUUGUUCUUUCCAGACUGUCUGGUCAUGUAGAUUCUUAGUUCCACUGAGGAAAAAUCUGCAGCACAAUAUUACCUAUCAUUGAAUAGAAUAUACUUAAACUGAAUGAAUGCUAAUGCUUUUACCAGUUUCCCUCUUUGUAACUGCUUAAAUCACCCCAAAAAGCCUGUUAUGCUACGUGUUACAUAUUCUUCUAUACUGUAUGUCUGCAUUUAUGCAAAAAAUCCUACUUUUUGUUAUUUAAAAUGUUUGAACUUUUUGUUACCUUAGUGUUUCUAUUCAGACAAUAUUCAGGUUUUAAUUGUGAUGUCAAAUUCCCAUCUGGCUUUAGGCCAGUGAGUUUAGGCUAAAAUAAUAUUUAUAACACAUUUUGAAAAAAAAAAAAAAAACAAUAACUGCAACUUCUAUAUUUGAGACCAAACACAGAGACAGGACACGAUACUGUACGUUAUCAGAUGAGUCCUUUUAUCAAAUGCAGAAAACAAAAUUCAAACAGUCACACCAACACACAGGUGAGUUAAAUUAAGUCAAAGGGCACAGUGAUGCGCAUCCCCUGUACCUCUCAUUAUGAGCAAUAACAUACAUCAUGUAGUUUCCAUCAAAACAUUGCUCUCUGUAUAACAGGUGUCAGGGAACUCAAAAUGAGAAGGGUUGAGUUAUGGAAAUGUCCUAUUUGAAUAUCAAAGCAAUAUUUGGCUGAUAAUGCCUGUAUAGAGGAAAAAAACACUUGUGACUCUGUAUUGUCAAACUAAAUUGUCAUUAGCAAUAAAACACUACCUGGUAAACUCAUGUCCUGUAUAUGCACACUUAGCUGCUUUUCACUGUUCAAACACUUAUGGUUACUUUUAAAGAAGUGCCUUUAUGGAGGGUUUUCUUAGUUCCUACCGUUUUAUUGUUUCAAUUGUUUUGAAUAAAACUGUCAUUGCCUAUCAAAGUGUAGCAGCUGAGCAGCUUUCUUCCUGACAAUAAGCAAAUGUUGGAUGUGAAGUCAAAGGAACAGGAAUGCAUGCGGGUGUAUCUGUAUUUCAGAGUCGAUUAUAUUUUUGGCAGCCUAUAAUAUGUGUAGAAAGAAGCCUGAGUCACUACAUGGCACACAGAGGAGAAACGGUUUUCUUUUAUCAUACACUGGAUGACAAAAGCAGGUUUGGGUCAGCAGCUGAAUACACAAAUGUUAUGCAAUGCAAUUUGUCACAUUCUAUAAAACACUUUUUGUUGUGUAGAUACACUGCAAAAGCUCAUGUUAUGUUUCUUUGCUGCACCAUGCAAAUAAUUCUCUUUUCACCAAAAUAUAGAUUGCUCCCAAUGGAAGUCUACAUUUGGACUACAUUUGUUGGUGUAGACAAAGAAAAAAAACAUCUGGUUACAUCUAAAAAUAACACAGUUUUAAACUAUCAUGCAGUAGGUUCAUUAAAAGGUUUUACAAACACAACAUUAUUUAAUGGCCAAACUGUCUUGAUUAUAAAUACUGUGCUGUGAAGUACUAGAACUUCAUUAAUUUUUAUAUUAUCAGAUUUUGAGAGGGGGGGGGGGUUGUGUGUCUUCUAGUGAGCGGCACACAGUGGAUGAAUUCAUUGAAUCAAAGAGGUCUCUUCAAAGGUUAAUAACCAUCAGCAGUUUGUUUUUGUUGAGUGAGUGUCUAAAACAUCUGGAGAACAAAGGUGAAAUCCUCCAUUUGUUUCAAUCCAAGGAUACUGGAAGCAAAAACCAAUUGACUUUGAUUGUCUACACAGGCAAACAUUGGUGGAUCUCAUGGUAGGCAAGAGGAUCAGAGGUUAUGUGUGAGUGUGGUUGUGUUUGUGCAGCCUAUAGUUUCUAUAUAAGGCCGGUUUUGAGGUCAGUGCGGCGGCGUGAGGAAAGGCCCAGCAGCAGUUCCUUCUCAUGUAUCAGAGUGUCCAGCAGAUCCUCUUGUCUGUAGUUGUGAUAGACCUUCAAGAACGCCAUUACUGUGAUCCCAAGCCAGGUGAGCCAAGCAGCCCAUAGGCCAAACUGAGCUAUGGCAAACUGGUCAUAAAAAGCAGAGUUGUCCAGGCCAAGUUCUAGAUCUGUGUCCUGCAGGUCUUCACAGCUGCUGGGCAUGGAACCUCCCUCAGUCACGGCGUCACACCACAGGUUGAAGCCAACGCUGACUAUGGUGCUUGACAAGAAGACUGUAAACACCAUCAAGGAGCUGAUGAGCAGGUUGAGGAAUGCAUUGAAAAGUGAGUCGUCGUGUCCUUUGCACAGAAAAAACAGCAGCCUCCAGGCCUGCACUGCGGACAAGAUGAGGGAUGCUAUCCCGACAAAAGUGAUGAAGCUGCAGGAAGACUCGGGUCCCCACUCCUCCACGAUGAAGCGCUGCUUCGACACAGUGAUGUUCUCGUUUUGCCACAUACCGCGCGUGAACAGCAGGCAUUUCCCUCGGAAGUCCUCCGUGUUUUCUGACAGAGGCACAACGGCGAUGAAACCGAACACAAAGGCUAAAAAAUAAAGGAUGCACUGGGCGAAAAUCAAAUUAUCGAGGGCCAUUUUUCUGUCUCUUUCUGCUUUUCUCUCUGCGAGCCGGAGCCACUGCGGCUGCGCAGUGGUCCCGGAGAUGAGCGGAGGCGCAGCAUCCGACGCACUGUGCUGCACAUUAAUGAGCAGGCGGAGGCCUUCAGGGCUCUCCAUCUAAU
Menidia menidia (Atlantic silverside) is the source of this 4281-nucleotide messenger RNA. The record is from the annotation of a GenBank genome assembly. NCBI's taxonomy places the organism in Eukaryota, Metazoa, Chordata, Actinopteri, Atheriniformes, Atherinopsidae.